Nematolebias whitei (Rio pearlfish) is the source of this 626-nucleotide messenger RNA. Its product is annotated as latent-transforming growth factor beta-binding protein 3. The record is from RefSeq and is a predicted model, not a curated record. NCBI's taxonomy places the organism in Eukaryota, Metazoa, Chordata, Actinopteri, Cyprinodontiformes, Rivulidae.
UUGUGUGUCCCCUGACAUGCAUGAACGGAGGUGUGUGCAGUUCCAGGAAGCACUGCCUGUGCCCUCCCGGCUUCACCGGUCGGCUCUGCCAGUUUCCACUACAGCAACCUCAGGCGGCACUCGGUAACAGGCAGCCUGUGUACCCCGCCUCUCUGAAGCCAGACGGCCUGAAGCUCGUGGAGCAGACGUCCUUCGGGCGCACUCAGCUCACACAGACACACUCGGUUUUCACUCUGCCUCUGUCACAAGCGGGGCACCACUCAUCAGAAGUGCAGAUUAACGUACGUGUUCACCACACACCUGACACCUCAGUCGUCAUUCAGCCUCACGAGCAAUCAGACGCCAAGCCUCCUCACAAAACAGGGCCAUGGCAGAUCCCAGCAAGACACAAACCAAAGGGGCGCUGCUUUCAGGAGACCACCCCCAAACAGGCUUGCAACAGCACCCCACUUCCUGUUCUGACCAAUCAGGAAGACUGCUGUGGCAGCGUGGGAAACUCAUGGGGACAAAACAAGUGUUAUCAGUGUCCCAAAUUACCAAUGAAGGAAAUCAAACUACAGAAACUCGUCUGCACUUCCCACAGAGACCCUUCCACCGAGGCCUGUGUGGACAUACUCGCUCAAUGA